This is a messenger RNA of Suillus bovinus, 570 nucleotides long. RefSeq lists its product as uncharacterized. Gene Ontology annotation, molecular function: RNA polymerase II cis-regulatory region sequence-specific DNA binding; DNA-binding transcription factor activity, RNA polymerase II-specific. The record is from RefSeq and is a predicted model, not a curated record. Lineage: Eukaryota; Fungi; Basidiomycota; Agaricomycetes; Boletales; Suillaceae. Gene Ontology annotation, biological process: regulation of transcription by RNA polymerase II. Bases 1 to 570 code for a protein of 189 amino acids. The transcript is spliced from 2 exons.
AUGUCGGAUGUUAUCAUUCCCAAUGGAUCAUCUCCGUCAUCCCUGCCGCCCCAGCCCGGCUCGGAUCAUCUGCCUACCAUACCUUCUCCAAUUCAUGCCUCUCAUGGGAACCAGUCAUUCGAAGAAGAAUCUGACGCCGAAAGCGAUGGAGACUUGUAUUGCCCUUCUGACGCAUCUGAAUCUCCUGCUUGCCGCUCAGCUGGUCCAGCUUCACCCCUAUUCCAGUCUUUGUCUUUGCCACCGCCGCCUCGUCGCGGACGUCAAGAUGUCAGUCUUCCUACCCCUGUUCCCAAUCUGACAAAGAAGUCCCGCGGACGCAAGGUUCCAGUCUCUUCAGGGGGACCCGUAUAUGCGCGCAGCAAAGACAGGUCGAAGAAAGGCACCAGGACAUAUACCUGUCACGUCGAUGGCUGCAGCAAGUGUUUCGUGAGAAGCGAGCACCUCAAAAGGCACAUUCGGUCUAUCCACACUAACGAUAAACCAUGGGUGUGUCCCGUCGGGGGAUGCGAAAGGGAGUUCAGCCGCCGUGACAACCUGAACCAGCAUAUGCGCAUUCACAAGAGUCCGUAA